CGUCUAAUGGCAUGGGAAGCGGUUCAAAUAAUCUCUCUUUCUCCGAACCCACACGCAGCCUCCCAAUUGGACAUGGGCGCGCGUCGCGAGGCAGAUUCUUGUAGUUGGUGCAGUCGUCAAUUUUGACGCCCUCUCGCAAGCGGCAGCGGCUGGCCAUCCCCAUCUAUAUAAGCCACUCCAGAGAAACAGACAGAGACAGAGCGAUGGCGAUUGGAACAUUGGAGGUGAAGUUGGUCAACGCCAAAGGGCUUAAAGGCACAGAUUUUCUGGGUCGAAUUGACCCUUACGUUUUGAUUCAGUACAAGGGCCAAGAACGCAAGAGCCGCGUUGCCAGAGAUGAAGGAGCAAGUCCAGUGUGGAAUGAGAAAUUUACAUUCCGAGUAGAGUAUCCCGGAAAUGGCGACGAGUUCAAGCUGGUCCUCAAAAUCAUGGACCAUGACACCUUCUCUUCUGAUGAUUUUAUUGGCCAAGCCUCGAUAUAUGUGGAAGAUUUAUUAGCUGUGGGAGUCGAAAAUGGCGAAUCGGAGCUACGGGCACAAAAGUACAGCGUUGUCGGUGCUGAUCUGAACUACUGUGGAGAAAUUCAAGUGGCAGUGAGCUUCACCCAGAAGGUGGAUGAAUAUGAUGGAGAAGAAUUGGGAGGAUGGAACCAAAGCCAAUACUAGGUGGCAAAGUUUUUUCCAUGAAAGUGUGCCCCAUUUGUGUGCUUGUAAAUCUUCAUAUUUGUAAUGUGUAAUUGCUCAGAGAAGAAAGAUAGAACCUACACAAUUGGUCUUGUAGUUACAGUGCUGGUUUUCUGGGAAAGGUUAAAUUUGUGUUGAAACCAACUUGAAUUUCCUUCCUGUUGAAGAUUUGUUGGGCAUCUCGAUUGCUUUGUUCAGAUAAUAAGACCAUCCUGCUAUUUGAUCGUUUCAA
Molecule: messenger RNA, 915 nt
Organism: Momordica charantia (bitter melon)
Lineage: Eukaryota; Viridiplantae; Streptophyta; Magnoliopsida; Cucurbitales; Cucurbitaceae
Product: 16 kDa phloem protein 1
Source: RefSeq, a predicted model, not a curated record